UCACCAGCGGCACCCACCAGACAAGUGCCGAGGUGCGCGGGCUGUCACGAAUACAGUCUUGUGUAGACAGUACGUUGCUGUGUACAGCGAGCUGCACCUUGUUUGAUUAGUGCAACUCAUAAUGUCUUGGCGGCAGCACAAGGAAUACGAGCCACCUUCGGACAACUGGCGUGAAAGAGGCGGUGCGAGGCGAGCUGCUGAUUGUAAUGAACAACGGGAAGCUGAGCGGCCUUUACUACUGCCUAAGUUGAUUGACGGGAAGCACUUGAUGGUUCGCUCCACCAGUUUGUUUAAAGGGGGACCUUGUACCCUGGAGGUUCCUGAAGUGUUGGGCUCCUACUCUGUGGAUAGCGAGAAGAAAGUCCGCUUUGAUGACUCUGCGAUGUCUGUGCUAAGUGAAAAGUAUAUUCUCCAAGAAAAUGAACACAUGCAGGUGAGGCUGGACCUAAACAGGGGCAAGCACCAGUAUAGGGAAUUUACAACAACAACAACCGACAUUUUCAGACAAUUCCUGCAAUGGAUUCUUAAGAACCAGAAGGAACUCACAGCUGAAAGCUCUCCCAACAAACUGAUGGCUGACUUCGUAGUUGCAAGAACAAUACUGAAGAGGAUCAUGGAGGCCCCAUAUGUUAGCUCCAUGAAUUUUGGAAUUAUGCUAUUUGCACAAUAUUUCAAGGGAUCCAUAUACAUUGAUUUCCCUGUGCAUGGGGAUGAUGAUGAGGAGGAGGAGGAUGGGGAGGAAGAAGGUGAAGUGAUAGAAGUGGAUCCCAUCUUGGGAGUGUAUGGUCACAAGUUUGAGCAGUACAUGACAGGAGGAGAUCCUAAUGAAGUUGUGCAUUGCAAUAGUGAGUUCCGCUGCGUGCUAAAACAACACCUAAGUGAGCUGACGCUACUGUAUCACACUUCCACCGAUGCAGUAGACCAAACCUGCCACCAAGACGACUUCAAAGAUAUGAGCAGCUUUGUGUCACUGAAGGCCUGCAUUGAACGUACCAUACCACAUAAGCAAAGGAACUUCAGAAAAUACAGUCUCUGUGGAUGGUGGUGUGAAAGCCAGCUGUCUGGCAUCCCCAGGGUGCUAAAAGGCACAAGGAGCUAUGAUGGAAUAGUGCACACAUUGGAGAUGCUGCAGACAGCUGACUUACCAGACCUGGCAGAGGGCAGCUGGCGGGCAGGCCGCGAUGCAUGGCGAGGUGAACCCGGAUGGGAAGCUGAACGACCUGAGACCGAAUUGGUCGAUGGAAAUCACUUGAUGGUUCGCUCCACCGAUUUGUACCAAGGGGGCCCUCGCACCCUUGAGAUCCCCCAUGUGCUGGGCUCCUACUCUGUAGAUAAAGAACUGAAAGUUAAGUUUGACGACUCCUUGAUGUCUGUGCUAAGUAAAGAGUACAUUCCCCGACGCAACAGAUGCUUGCAGGUGGAAUUGGACCUCAACAGAGGCUGGCACCGGGUUAAUGGUUUUACAGGGACAUCAGCAGAGUCUUACAGGCAAUUCCUGCAAUGGAUUCUUAAGAACCAGAAGAAACUGAAAGCUGAAGGCUCUUCCGACAAGUUGGUGGCUGACUUUGUGUGUUCAAGAGGAAUACUGAAAAAUAUCAUGCAAGCCCCAUAUGCACGUUUUGAGCGUAUGAACUUGACAGUACUUGCCCAGUAUUUCAAGGGCUCAGUAUACGUGGCAUACCAGUACGAGGUAGAGGAAGAGGAGAAGGGCAAGGAAAAAUGUUGCCUCAUUGAAAUCUAUGGCCACAAGUUUGAGCAAUACAUGACAGGAGGAGAUCCUGAUCAAGUUGUGGAAUGCAAUUGCCAGUUCCGUUGUGUAGUUAAACAACACCUGAAUGAGAUCACCCUCAUGUACUCUGCCAACACACAUGCAAUCGACCAGUCCCUGCCACCAAGAGAACUUCACGGACAUGAGCAGCUUUGUGUCGCUGAGGGCUCUCAAAGAAUUCACUGAGCCAUUUAAGCAAAGGAACUACAGAAAAUACACUCUCUGCGCAUGGUGGUGUGAAGGCCAGCUGUCUGGCAUCCCCCAGGGUGCUGAAAGGCACAAGGACCAAUGAUGGGAUAGUGCACACACUGGAGAUGCUACAGACAGCUGACUUACCAGACCUGGCAGAGGGAGCGUGGGAACCAUCAGUCUGCAUCAACUUCUUGGACAAAUUCCUCAAAUUUGUCAAGGAAAAGGUGCUGUCUGAGCCGGACAGAGUCCACUGUUUUGAGAGGUCAACUUCUGUUGGACACUACUUUUUUCACUACCAUGAUACGAGUGGGACAACCAUCCUUCCCAAGUGGUAUACCCAGCUACUCUUUUCCCCUGAAGAGGAAAACAGUGAUUGAGGUUGUCAUGGAUGGUCCAAGGAGUAUGUGAAAUUUUGGGGAGGAUGUUAAGGAUGAUUUCAAACAACUCAGUAGUUUUCAUUGGCUCAGGAACAAAAUGAACAAUGCAGAAUGUGGCAUACUGUGUGAUUGUAUUGUACAAAAAGACCUGUUAUCCCACCACAGCUCUAUGCUCAUCCUCUAGCAGGGCAUUAUAUUAUCUAGUAAGUAUGCUUUGCUUUACACAUUCUCUCCAUUUUUUUUUUCUAAGUUGCUGAGAAGUCAUGUGCUAACAGAAAGUGCUCUAAACUUAAAGGGGAUUUUACAGGAAUCUGCAAAAAAUGAUAUUCUUAAUAGAAAAGUUCUUAAAACAGAUCAUAAAAACUGAUCAAUGUGGUGGGAGCAAAAGCUGCUGAAGGAUAAGUUAUCUGACCACUAUCCAAUGCUAAUGAACAGUGACAAAAUGGAUGUUAGGAGAGAGAAAGAAGCCUAAGGUGGUUUUUUGAGGCCUUUAGAAAGAUAGUAUUAGCUGUGACAGAGGAGGAAGCAGUUGGGUGAAAAAGGUGAAAUUUGUGAAGAAAGGAUACAUGAUGGAUGGAAGAGAUUAAAAAAGCAGUGAUGGGAAAGAAAGGGCUACACAUGGAAUACAGUCAAGAUAUCUACCAAAAUAAAUGAAAAAUAUACCUAUUUUUAUUUACCUUUUGGAAGGUAAAAAAAACAUGAAAAAUGACGAAAGGUAAAAGAUGAGUAGAAGAGUAUUACAGAUGACUGAGUGAAGAGUUAAUAACCAAAAUGUUAAUGUACAGAGGAAAACUUUUUAAAUGGAUACAUAAUAUAUGUAGACAAAGGUCUUCAUUGUUCUAGUAUAUACAAGGUAAAGGGGAGUAAAAAUUAAUGCAAAAAUUACAUAAAAGCACAGGUCUCUUCAAUAAGGUGGUAAGGUCAGUAGCAAGAAUUGUGACAAAUGAGUGCAAAGACCAUAAAGAGUAAGAUUAGUAGAGAACAAGGAAGAUUCAGAGAAGCCAAGGAAUUCUCUCUCAGGAUGGUUGUUGAAAAUGUUUGCAAAGAGGAAAAUUUAUGCUGCAUUUAUCAACCUUGAGAAAGCACAUGACCAUAUUGAUUGGAUGACAUUGUGGGACACAUUAAAGAGAAGAUAUCAUGAGUCUUGUUUCCUUCCUCCCUUUACGUGCAUGUGAAAAAAAAAGUCAUAAAACAGCAGCCAACAGAUCACCAAAGUUAGUAAAACCAAUCAUUCAAUUUGACAAUAUAUUUCUUCAAAACAGUUGCAGGAAAUUAAUCUCUCAUUCAAAUUAAUUAUAACCUCUAUUUCCUGCUGAGCAGGAUGGCUGUGACAAGAAUCCAAGGCAGCAGCAGACCAUUUCAGAGAAAAUAAAAUAGUGUGAUAUGAUCACAAAAACCCUACCAGAUGUGUCUUCCACGGUGAAGUACACAGCAACACCUGAUCCUUGGUGAGCAGCUGCACAGGAGUGACGGUACCUUGGACCUAAUUUCCCAACAUUUUGGCUGUGCAUUUUCAGGCCCACCAUGUGAAGGGUUUCAAGGGAGUUUAUUCUAACCUUUCACUGCUUGCAAGAUGUGUGUAGCUCUCAUCCCUCCCAAAGGGGAGUAUUAUGACACUAUUAAAUCUCCAGUAUUCUCAAAAACAGCCAUACCAUUUUGACAACAUUGAUUAAUCCAACAGUCAAUGAAGUUUUGCACAACACGUCAAUCCUUGUUCAUUCAAUUCAAGCCACCUCAAGGAAGCAUAUCCAUAGCAUUCACACAUUGUCUCAGUUAGAAGAGAUGACUGAAGACAAAAAUAACUGCAUAUAGAGGACAGCAACUGAAAUGGGGCAAGCCUAAACAGAUUUGCUUUCAAAGAAGUAAAUGUUUGCCUACACUGCCAAAGUGCAACAAAUUUUUUUGUGCUACCACUAAUACUACUUCCCACCCUGCAAUAUGUUGGCUGGUGAUAAAAUCAUGGAUAGCUUACUUAUGGCCUUAAGUGUUUUAUUGCUAUCAAUAAGAUUCAUGUUAAAAUACGAGCACUUGCAAACUCAAAUACCUUUAGCACCACCAAAAACAUUAUGUUAACAUCACUCAAGUAAAAUAAACUGAGAUCAUUUUAUACUUGUUCCUUCUGUGGGUGUCUCUCCCGAAGGAUAUACUGCACUACUGUAUGAACUCAUUUUUACCUAUAUGCAAAUCACAUACCUGCCUUACAGUACAAGUUCUGGCUCAGAAACAACAUUUUUAGUUGGACAUGCCAUAUGCUUCCUUUUAAAUGACUCUGGGGUCAAUCUAGGCAAAUAACUGUGUUUGCUCACUUGCAAGCAUAAUUACCUUUUAUUAGGAGGCAAGUAAGGCACUGGUACUGGGAAGUAGAGAUGAAGAAAACAAAGAACAAGUUUUCUAGCAGGCCCAGAGAUGUGCACAUGGCACAUGUAAAAUGAGUCAAAACAGUAGUAUCUCAGAUGUUAUGGUAUAAUAUAAUCCAUCUCACUUCAUUAUGGAAAAUUAACAGACAAAUAAGAUACCUUAAACAUGUACAAAAUGAGCACUCUGUUCAAAAGAUUUUGGAAUAAUUAUGGGCACAAAAUUAUAAUGGAGACUAAAAAUAGGUUGAUGAAUGACCAGGUACAGAGCUGAUGACCAAUUACAAUUAAAUCAUGAGAAUGCAUGUUGUCAUAUUCAGAGAGAGAGAGAGAGAGAGAGAGAGAGAGAGAGAGAGAGAGAGAGAGAGAGAGAGAGAGAGAGAGAGAGAGAGAGAGAGAGAGAGAGAGAGAGAGAGAGAGAGAGAGAGAUUUUAAUAAAAAUAAAA
Messenger RNA from Scylla paramamosain (green mud crab), 5137 nucleotides. RefSeq names its product decapping and exoribonuclease protein-like. Gene Ontology annotation, cellular component: nucleus; cytosol. Gene Ontology annotation, biological process: NAD-cap decapping; nuclear-transcribed mRNA catabolic process. The coding region runs from base 122 to 1954 and encodes 610 amino acids. The transcript has 16 exons. The record is from RefSeq and is a predicted model, not a curated record. Gene Ontology annotation, molecular function: mRNA 5'-diphosphatase activity. NCBI's taxonomy places the organism in Eukaryota, Metazoa, Arthropoda, Malacostraca, Decapoda, Portunidae.